Messenger RNA from Alternaria ethzedia, 960 nucleotides. RefSeq lists its product as uncharacterized. The record is from RefSeq and is a predicted model, not a curated record. The transcript has a single exon. NCBI's taxonomy places the organism in Eukaryota, Fungi, Ascomycota, Dothideomycetes, Pleosporales, Pleosporaceae. Bases 1 to 960 code for a protein of 319 amino acids.
AUGGUACGACAAGCAGCAAAGCCAAAGCCCGACAUGAGCUACUCCGAUUACAUCGCUUCCGGAACAAGACUCGCUAGGCUUGAAGCUGACGACAUGCCAAAUUAUGCGGCCAUGAGUUAUGCAGAGCUUCGCGAGGAGAUGAAAUCGCGUGGGAUGUUCAAAGGUGGAAAAAAGCAACGGAUGAUCAGCGUGCUUGAAGAUCAGUUUCGAUAUAUGCGCACGGAGCAUAGGAAAAACCCAUUUCGUCAGGCUGAGAUUGAUCUUCGUGAGCGUCCGGAGAUGAUGCUCACCAGCGACUUCAAGAGUGAUCCUUCCAGAAUCUCUUUCAUGGACUUGCCCGGCGAGAUCCGAAACAUGAUCUAUGAUCUCGCCCUCUUCGAACCUGCUGAGAGCGACUUUGAACAAGCCGGAGAUUGGCAGAUCAACGCAGUUGGUGAUACCUUUUUUCUCCCGCGCUCGGAGGCGUAUUGGUCGGAACUGGACCUCACAACACUCCGCGGUGACCGCACCCUUUCAGUGUUGCAUGUUCUUGGCGCCUUGGACAAGCAGAUUCGAAAAGAGGUCCAGACGUUCUUCUGGGCCCAUGUCCAUGUCACUAUCACCGUAAAGUACUCCGGACAGGCUUACUACUACGUCGUUCGGCGGUUUCUCGAGAAGAUUGGCCCUCUUGGUAGAACCGCCCUCGCCGGCUUGACUGUACAUCGGAGGCGUAAGGAUUAUUCGCAAGCGCAGCACCAGGACUUCCAGGCCUUGAUGGUGCUACUUCGAGACUGUAAAACUUUGCGGACACUAGAUCUGAGUUUACCCAUACACAUGGUCAUGGGCCCCCCCCGAUCGGAAGGCGAUGGAAGGGUUCUUCUUACAAGGACAGCACUUGGUCAGUCCCAGCAUCGACGCCCUUGUAGGUGCACUACAUUCGAUUCCGCAACUUCGCUUCGUCAGAUUAUACACAGUGAGUAA